Molecule: messenger RNA, 3084 nt
Organism: Aspergillus mulundensis
Lineage: Eukaryota; Fungi; Ascomycota; Eurotiomycetes; Eurotiales; Aspergillaceae
Product: non-ribosomal peptide synthetase
Exons: 1
Coding region: 1-3084 (1027 amino acids)
Source: RefSeq, a predicted model, not a curated record
AUGGAACAACUCCUCGUCCACCAAGUCAACCGCUCUCCCACCUCCCCCGCCGUCAUCGACGGCGCCCUCACCCUCUCCUACGCCGCCCUCCUCGCCCGCGCCGACCGUCUCACCAAGACCCUGACCCUCAAGCACAUCGGCCCCCAGGAGCCGAUCUGCAUCUUCCUCGAGCCGGGCCACCGCCAGGUCACCGCACAGGUUGCCGUCCUCCGCGCGGGCGGGACCUGCGUGCCCGUUGACCCGUCCAUGCCGCAGAAGCGGCUGGGCGAGAUGCUCAGGGAUAUCGAGGCCCGGCUCGUCAUCACGAGCGAGGAGUUCGCUACCCGUGUCCCUGGCCAUGACGCCGUGCUGUUUGACGCCGUCAUCAUGGGAGCGGGAGGCGACGCAGAAUCCAACAUCGAAGCUCGUGCCACCAACGGUCAUGGGACCGGUGACAACGAACCCAACGGACAAGCCAAGCAAGCCAUGCAAGUCCCCGUCCCCGUCCCCGUCCUGGGCAGCUGCCCCGAGCAGUGGGACCACCGCAGCCACAUCCUCUUCACCUCCGGCUCCACCGGCAAGCCCAAAGCCGUGCAGAUCUCCGCAUCCAGCAUCCUGCACCUGGCAACCCGCACGCCCGUCACGCCGCUGCAGGCCACGGACCGCGUGGCGGAGCUCAACAACCCGGGCUUCGACCUCUCGCUGUUCGAGAUCUGGGUGUCUCUGCUCUCGGGCGCCACGAUCGUCGUGAUCCCCAAGCACACGGCGACGGACCCGUUCGGGCUGCGCGAUUUCAUACACACACACGGUGUGUCUGUCGUGAUCUGCCCGACGGCGCUGUUCGGUGUGAUUGCGUCGACGUGUCCCGAGGCGUUUGGCGGGGUGCGCCAUGUGCUUGUUUGCGGGGAGGCGCCGAGUGUCAAGGCUGUUAGGGACGUUUUGACCGAGGGGCCCCCCGGGGCGUUGUGGAAUGGGUAUGGGCCUACGGAGUGUACGACGUUUGUGACGCUGCAGUUGGUUGAUCUUGCCGAGACGGGGAGGGAGAGUAUUAGUAUUGGGCGGGCGGUUGGGGAGACGGUGGUGUAUCUGCUGGAUGAGGAGGGGAGGGUUAUUGGGGAUGCUGGGAGGGAUGGGGAGAUUUAUCUUGGGGGCCCUGGGUUGUCGAGGGGGUAUUUGAACCGGCCUGAGGGGCUGGAGCGGUUUGUUGAGAUCUGGCCGGAGGGAAAGGGGGGCAAGGGGGUGAGGGUGUUUCGGACGGGGGAUAUGGGCCGGUGGAGGGUUCCCUUGGAGGUGCUGGACUUCAAGGGGCGGUUUGACAUGCAGGUGAAGCAGGAUGGGUUCCGGGUGGAGCUGGGGGACGUCGAGAGGACGCUGGAGACGAUGGACGGGGUCCGGCAGGCGGUUGUGCUGCAGCAGCGUCCGACCGGGCACAAGGUGCUGUCUGCGUAUCUUGUGCUUGCGGAUGAGAGCAUCCGGGCCAGGGACGUCAAGAACUACGCGAAGGAGAGCCUGCCGCCGUACAUGGUCCCCAGCAAGAUCACGAUCGUCCCUGCGCUCCCGCUCAAUCCGUAUGGGAAGGUCGACCGCGAGGCGUUGGCGCGGAUCAGUCUUGAAGAGGACGGGGAGGUGGCCGACGGGGACUCUGGCGAGAUGUCCAGCAUUGUGAAGCGCAUGGUGCGGAGCCUGAUCCACGUCGCCGACCUGCAGGCGGACGACGACUUCUUCGAGCUGGGCAUGUCCUCGCUCGAGUCUGCCCGGCUCAUCGGCCUGCUCAUGCAGCGCUUCGGCAAGAAGGUCACCAUGGACAUGCUCCUGGAGAACCCGACCGUGGCCAAGGUCGCCUCGAUGCUCCAGGAGACCAAGCAGACCCGGCCCACGCUCGUCGACAUCGCCGUCAUGCAGGCAGACACCCUGCUUGCCGACGACAUCCCCGUGGUCCCGGACUGGCUGGCCGCCAACGAAGGCCGCGUCUUCAUCACGGGCGUCACCGGCUUCGUCGGCGUGCACCUGCUCGCCCAGCUCCUCGCCCUCCCAGGCGUGCAACAAAUUGCAUGCCUCGCCCGCAGCCGCAAGGGCCUCUCCGCACAAGCCCGCGUCGAGCACACCCUCAAGAAAUACAACAUCUGGGCCCCCUCCCAGCCACACAUGUCCAAGCUCCUCAUCCUCGACGGCGAAAUGGCCGACGAAUCCCUGGGCCUGGGCCCCGAAAAGUUCACCUGGCUCACCACCUGGGCCAGCGUGGUCUUCCACGUCGGCGCAAAGGUCAACUUCUGCGAGCCCUACGCCAGCCACUUCGCCUCCAACGUCCUCGGCACAAAGCACGUCCUCCGCCUCGCUGCCCUCGGCCGCCGCAAGGCCCUGCACUACAUGUCCUCCAUCGACACCUGGGGCCCGACGGCCCUCGUCCUCGGCACGAAACGCCUGGAGGAAGACGAAGGCCUGCACGCCCACCUCACCUCCCUCCCCUACGACACCGGCUACGCCCACAGCCAAUGGGUGGCAGAGGAGAUGGUCCGACGGACCCGCGACCGCGGCCUACCCGUCGCCAUCUACCGCCCGGGCUUCACAAUCGGGGACCCGAGCACGGCCAUGGGGAACCCCGACGAUUUCUUCGCGCGGCUGAUCGUCGGCAGCAUCAAGAUCGGGUUCUGGCCGUACCUGCCCGACCAGCGCCUCGAGUACGUGACGGUCGACUACGUGUGCUCCGCACUGCUGCACAUCGCUUCCAACACCGGCAACCUCGGCAAAUCGUACAGCCUGGUGGCGCCGGAGCACAAGCAGUCCGUCAGCAUCGAGGGCACGGGCCGCAUGCUCAAUGAGGCCGGGUAUGCGGUUAAGGAAGUCCCGUACGACGAGUGGGUUGUUCGAUUGCGGGAGUCGGACAUCGACCGCAAUCCGCUGUCGCCGCUUAUGCCGUUGCUGGAGGAGCCUGUGCUGUGGGAGCUUAGUCGGCUGCAGACGAGCAAGCAUACGCCUGUUUAUGCGGCGCCGAAUACGGUCAAGGCGUUGGGGGGGCGGGACGAUAUUAGGUAUACGCCGCUGAGUAGUGGGUUGCUGGGGAGGUAUUUGGAGAGUUGGAGGAGGGAGGGGUUUUAUGAUGUUUGA